UUUAAAUAGCCACCACGCCGAAUAAACUUGGAGUUAAAUACUGCGCCCUGUGAAUUACUAGCAGUUGAAUGGAGCUGAGGCAGGCGUACUUGUGUUUGUUGAGCUGAAGCGGACUGUCGUUUUUCUCCAGCGGGGUAAUUUGCUCUCACCCAUGCCAAGCAGGUGCAGUUUAUGAUGGAGCUGAGCAGAAGGAAAGUCCCUCUUUACAUGUGCGGCUCCCAGUGUUUUCUUUUCCGUGGAAACCAGGUUCAAAUGGCUCUUUCGGUGUCAAAGGUUGCCGACCGCUGGUCCAGACUAUAAAUAAAGGGCCAGGCUAAGGUGUUUGCAUUAUUGGAGGGCCUGGAUUCCAUGAUAAAAGAUACCGAAGUCUUCAUUGUUUUGGAAGGAUCCACGCUGGUCCAUGUCACCAGGGCUCAAAGGGAAGUCAUGCUGUGCUUUAUAGUGCCUGGACAUAACCUUGCUGAGGUGGUCUCUGUACAGGCCUACUUGUGCUCAGAAACAACACCUCUCACAUGGGUGGGUGGCGCAAUGUUGGAGUAUGUCCAAGACGAUGCACAGGACCUGGCAGAGCACCUUGUCACCCACGGACAUUGUCUGAGCGCCAUGGAUCACAAAGAGCUGAGCAGCUUCUUCAACCUCGGCCAACAGAGCUCCCGUAGGGCUAUGGAUCGACGUGUAGCCCUCGCCAUGGCUAACCUGGAUAUUCCUCCAAAUUGGAAUGUGCUUGGGAGUCCCUGUAGAAACGAUCACAGCCCAAGAGAGUCUCUGCUCCACCUGGCUGUACGAUGGGAACUGUGUCGACUGGCCGAGCUGCUGCUUUGUCAACCGGGAGGUCUGAUGGCUAUCAGCCUUCCAAACAAAGAUGGAGUCACACCGCUGCAGCUGGCACGGUCAUCAGGCAAUGGAGAACUGCUGGAGCUCCUCACACACCCACCAAACCCCCUAGCCACACCUCCCGCAGGACUAUCUCAGGUGUGGGCAGAUCACUCCCGCUUGCUGAGGUACUGUCAUGACACCGGUAAUCUGACAGUGACCAUCCGACAAAAUCUGAAGUGGAGCACAGAGGAGAGCCGGCAUGCUGACAUUCAGCUGCUCAGAAGCAGACUUCGAGACGAGGGCUUCCUCAGAGAGAUUAAAGCGCUAAGAAGGGAGCGGACAGUGAAGACUUUUAGCAAAGAACAAUUGGUGGAUGAUCCUGCAGAAAAUGGACAUUUGUAUGAUAUGAGUGAAGAUAAUUCAGCUCCAGAUGAUAAUGACUUUGAGGAACCACUGAUGUUUUGCCUUAAUCAGGACAACCAAGAAGAUGAGCAGUCUGAUUCUGAAAAAAGCCAGUCCAUAGGCGAGAGCCAAGCCUCGUCCCCGACUUUGGCUGCUGCUGCCAGGCUGUCAGCGAUGAUCCACGGGAAAGACAAAGUUUAUGCCAACUCCACGGUGGUGGAUCAGGUGGAUGAUGUUGACAUGAAAUACCGCUCUCGGCCAGUGCCUGAUGUUGGCAGGCCUUGCUGGGACCUCUUCUCCAUGACACCCCCCGACUCAAAGAUGUGUCCCAAAAAUCCUCACCCACCCACGCCGCAAAACGCCAAGAGGGCUAUCCGAAACCCAGGCCCGGAGAAAUCCAAAGAGUCAUCUCUUCACAGCUCUCCCCCCUCUCCCUCUUCCCCCUUUGCUCUCCCUCGAUCUUUCCCGUCCUCCCCCCUGGCUUCCGCUUUCCGUUUGUUUGAAGGAGGACAGAAGCGACAGCCGCAAACCACCCUUCCAGUCUCUCCCACUUUGAACGGCAGAGGAUGCAACUUGUCAGCGGCAACCCGUGGACUGAGUCCAAGUCUCGAGUGUGAUAGCGGAGAAGAGGACAUAGUGGGAAAUUCUUACCCCUGCUCUGCUUCGAACCAGCACUCCAGCUCCCCAGACUUUAACCAAUCUCAGGCAAACACCGAAAAGCCCACUAAGAACUCGGAGGAAGGCGAGGUUCGACUGCGUUCAUAUUCCUACUCCUCCCCCAAGGCGAGGCCCUCGCGCCCCUUUCUAAACAGAGAUGCAACGGUUGCUGACCUGGCAGAAGAUGGUGCAUUCAACAGCAGUGGUCGUUCUCUACUUCAGGCUUUAUCUCUCUCUAAAUCACUCUCUCGACUCAACCAAGUUAAGCAGAGUGUGCUGAACCUGACGGAGGCUUCCAAAGAAAAGAGGAUCGAGGAUGAAGAGUGGGACAAAUACAUAAUUCCAUCCAAAGUCGAGUCAGAGAAGUAUAAAGUGAGCCGGACCUUCAGUUUCCUCAAGAGCAGGAUGUCGAGCACUCGCAACAAAACCAAGGUGAAAGGGAAAGAGGGAAAGGAUGGAAAGGACAAGAGCGGUGGCCCGAACGGACACCAGUUUGUUCUUGUGUCCCUAUCUUGUCCUCCUGUCUGUGUGGCUUGUGACAAGUCUGUUUCUGGGAAGGAGCUGCUGCAGUGCUCCAACUGUUUCGUGAACGUCCAUAAGAACUGUCGAGACUCUGUUGCACCAUGUGGAAAGAAGCUGCAGGAAAAGAAUGCAUUGCUGAUGAAAAGCAAGACCUCGUCUCUCCCACAGAAUUCUGUGAAAGACAACACUUCCUCCUCCUCAUCACUUUCCCCAGCUUCCUCACUUAUGACAACGCCCAAAGAAAAGCGAGAAACACUCGCGCCUCUGCCCAAAAGCCUCACUGUGUCUUUAGAGAACAGACGGCUGAGUGACACAGCAGGGGUGGAGGUUGAUUCCCCUCCGACAGCUCACAACUCACAUUCUGAGGAGGGGACUCCUACUACAACAACCCCUCCUUCAAUCGACCCACCAGUCACUUCACAGGAUGAAGUCGAUGCUCCCCUACUGAGCGAUCUGUCAGCCGACCUGUUGGGACUCGACGCAGAAUCGUGGAGCCUCGCAGUCAGUCCCGACUUCUGCAGGCAGCAUGACAGGCGUGCCAUCAAACGGCAGGAUGUCAUUUAUGAAUUAAUGCAAACAGAACUGCACCAUAUCCAGACUCUGACAGUCAUGUCGGAAGUGUUCAGACGAGGCAUGCUAGAGGAGCUCCAACUGGACUGGGAUUGCGUGGCCCGGAUUUUCCCGUGCUUGGAUUCCUUGCUGCUCUUCCACAGGAAUCUUUUCGGAUCACUGCAAGAGUGCAGACAGGCUUCAAUCCAAUCUGAGAACCAGAGAAAUUACCUCAUCCAUCACAUUGGAGACAUCCUGCUUCAGCAGUUCUCAGAUGAAAAUGCUGAAAAGAUGAAGCAAGUAUAUGGAGAUUUCUGCAGUCACCACAUGGAAGCUGUCAACGUCUUCAAAGAGCUUCAGCAACAGAAUAAAAAACUCCAGAACUUUGUCAAACAACAGAGCAGUAACUCACUGGUCAGGAGAAGAGGGAUACCAGAGUUUAUCCUUUUGGUCACUCAGCGCAUCACCAAGUACCCAGUCCUGUUGGAGAGGAUAUUACAUUACACUCAAGAAGGCAGUCAGGAACACUCAGACUUGUCAAGUGCUCUGGCUCAGAUACGGGAUAUCAUCGCCGCAGUGGACCUGACUGUAAAUAAGUACGAGAGGUCUCAGGAGCUGCAGGAAGUGCUCGCCCGGCUGGAGAAUAAGAGCUUGGCUAAACUCAAGAGCGGCAAGGUAAUUCGCAAGCAAGACCUGCACAGCAAUCACAGAGAUCUACAACACAAGGGGCUGCUCUACUGGAAGACCGCAACAGGGCGCCUAAAAGAUACAUUGGCGCUUUUGCUUACUGACGUCAUGGUGUUCCUGCAAGAGAAAGAUCAGCGCUUUGUAUUUGCGGCUGUGGACCAGAAACCUCCCGUGAUCCCACUGCAGAAGCUCAUCGUGAGAGAAGUAGCCAAUGAGGAGCGAGGGAUGUUCCUCAUCUCUGCUUCCUCAGCUGGACCAGAGAUGUAUGAAGUUCACACGACCACCAGAGAGGAAAGAAAUGCUUGGAUGAAACAGAUAAGACAAGCUGUCGAGAGUUGUCCAGAGGAAGAGGAGGAGGAGGAGCGCAGCGCUGAAUCAGAAGAGGCCAAGCGAGCAGUGGAAGCGAAGGUUCAGAAAAUGUCAAAGUUCCAAGAGACAUUGUUAAGCCAGGACCAGCGCAUCUGCAACAGUUUGGAGGAGAAAUUACAGCUGUAUGCUGAGCUCACUGACUUAACGCUGCACUCUCCAGAAGCCAUAGCACAUCGCCACCUGCUGGUACAACCGGAAAUUGAUAUUGAGUCGCCAAGACAGGCCUCAACGCUCCUCACGGCUGCACUCAGAGAAGCGGAGAACCUGAUCACCAUUCUGCAGGCUCACGAUGGCCUUCUUGUACAAAGUGACAUCUCUCCAAUCCGUGGGCCCGAUUCCUGCAACUACAAUAGCCACGGCAGCAGCAUCCAAGAAUCUCCCUCAGAACCCGAUUAUUUAAGCACGCUCAGUAUGAGCUCCACCUCUCUUGGAUCAGACAGUGAGGGGACAGCGAUGGAUGGAGUCGUGUGGAGGUCUCCUCCUAAGACAAAGAAAGGAGACACUAAAGAUACACUGUUCAAGGUGGCAGAAAGUGUCCAGAGUCUGACUCAGCUUCUUUAUAGUCUGCAGGCUGCUGUGACCCUUCAAGACAGCUGUCUUGAGAUCCAGAAAAUUCUCCUUCAGGAAGGAGACAAAUCUCAGCUCAAGACCCUCACCUUCACACACACCUUCCAAAACACCUUCGAGCAGGAGAGGCAGACGGGCAAUGAUAAGAAAACAGAGGAAAUUGAAAAGAAGGCUUUGGAGAGGAAGAAGGAAGAGGUGGAUGAGGUGCAGAAACUCCAUGUGAAACUGAAACAAGACCAGCAGCGCUGGGACAAGGAAUGUGUGACCAGAGAGAAACAACAGAAUGAGCAGGAGACUGCACUGGAACAGCGUGAGCAGCAAUGCAUCCUGGAGGCAGAGCGGCUGCGUUGCGAGCGAGAGGAACUGAAAACUCAGCUGCUGGAGUAUCAUAACAGUCUGGACAGACUGCGGGAAGGCCAGAAGAGCGUGGACAGGGAGAAGGAGAAGCUCGAAGCCCAACAGAGAUUCCUCCAGACCUGGAGGCAUAACCGACAGAGCAGUCUACCUGUCACCAUUCCGCUGGAUGGAUACAAGCUGCCGCCGAUUCACAGUCGCUCAGGCAGCCUGGACGGCACCUGUUGGACAUACGAGAGUGAUGCAGCUCUGCUCGACUCCCUCGAAAAGAAGCACCCCCCCAACAACAACCCACACCAGUACCUGCUCUCCGCCCCGAAGAGGAAUCACGACGGCCUCCGGCAAGCUUCCAGCUAUGGCGCUGACCUCAGCCUCAGCGCCAGUCUCUAUAACAGCCUCAAUACUCUGCUCAGCCAAACCCACGGGAAACAACCUCAGGAUGCGCUCACAUUCGCUCACUACUCAAAGAGCCACGAGUGCAGUCAGCCUUCCAGUACCUCUGUCAAUCCCUUCAGCGGCAGACCCAGACCACAGCCGCAGAGCACCAGCAAGUACUUCAGUCCACAGUUGGAUCGACAUUCCCUGGGGUCCUGGAGGCCAGAGAUGCGAGGUCGAGAACUUUACGAAAACACCUACCCCUCUUCCUCACCUUCCCUCGCCCCGCUCCUCCCCUCACAGUCCUACCUCUCUCUAGAAGGACAUCUCAGGGAGGACAGUGGCGAGGAGAACAUUGUUUACCUCUGAUGGCGCAGUAACUGCACUUUGUCGUUUUUAUUUACUGUAUUUGUAUUUGUGAUUGAGGUAAAUACAUGUGGGUAAUCGCGGCUAAUCAAGUGAGGGAAUCGCAUCAUAUGUGCCUUUUGAAAACUGUUUGUGGCGGCAAUCAGUGCGCUUCCUGCUUAAUCAAAAGCAGUUGUGCCUUUUGCGUUGGUACUUGCAUCUGUAAAUGAGGUUAUUUCCUUAUUUUAUUAGCGGGAUACUGGGGGAAUCCACAGCAUGCCCUCAAGCAAGGCACUAGGAAAUUCCAAGACACAAGUACUGAUGCAAUUUUUUUCCGUGAGCACUUAAAAUAAAAAGAAAUAUAUUGGGGAAGCCAAUUUAGGCUUUCCCCAAGUUAUGUACAGCAUUAAUUGCUCUCCUAUAGAGUGCCAUUGUAUUGCCAUGUGAUCUUAAAUUAUAUUUAUUAGGGAAUGUAAACAUUUGCAAAAAAAAUAUAACUAAGGUAUGCACAUAAUUAUUGUAUGUACUGUACCCUAUAGUUUAUUGAAAGGGCUACCUAUGUGCACCGUUGGAAGAGGUUUAUAAUUUUCUUCAAGUGCCACAAUUCUGGUGUGGUUUUUUUUUUUCUCACUGUCUCCAUUUGUAACAACUUGGUAAUUUAUUGUAUGUAAAUGGCUUCAUGCACUGUACACAAUGUUUGGUUUAUUUUUAAUCACUAAUCACUGAUGUGAUGUACUGUAUGUAAAGGUUUGUGCUGCACAUAAAAAUAUGGUUGCAAUCUUC
This is a messenger RNA of Syngnathoides biaculeatus (alligator pipefish), 6426 nucleotides long. RefSeq names its product rho guanine nucleotide exchange factor 28-like. Gene Ontology annotation, biological process: regulation of Rho protein signal transduction. The record is from RefSeq and is a predicted model, not a curated record. Bases 349 to 5667 code for a protein of 1772 amino acids. Lineage: Eukaryota; Metazoa; Chordata; Actinopteri; Syngnathiformes; Syngnathidae. Gene Ontology annotation, molecular function: guanyl-nucleotide exchange factor activity. The transcript has 40 exons.